UACUGUAUUUACCGAGAACUAUAAAAGGAUGAGGAAAAUACAGUAUCGGCGCGAUUUCUUUGGAUUAAAUAAAAGACACAUCAACUACAUAUCAUCUCUUCCAUCAGAAAUCGUCACAACCACUUUUUCAAACUCUGUUUUCCCUCUUUGUUUUGUUUAAUAGAGCGAUCGUAUUGCAAAGGAAUGCGAUAUAGAAAUUAUUCGUCUUCCAAAACUACAAUGUAGUCCUAAUCCAAUCGAACUCUCAUGGAAUAAUCUUAAACAGUUUGUUCAUGAUCAAAACGCAACAUGUCGUCAAGAUGAUGUAAAACAAUUGAUUGAGCAGUUUAUGGUAGCAAUGGACGACAAACUUGCAAGCUCAUAUUUUCAUCAUGUUUAUAAAGUUGAAGAGAUGCAUAAAACCGCAGAUGAAAUAAUGGAAGAGAAAGUCGAACCCGCUUUACAAUCUGACAGUGAAGAAACAGAUUCUGGUGACAAGGAGGAAAAUAUGGAACAAUAG
Molecule: messenger RNA, 499 nt
Organism: Adineta ricciae
Lineage: Eukaryota; Metazoa; Rotifera; Eurotatoria; Adinetida; Adinetidae
Source: the annotation of a GenBank genome assembly